This is a messenger RNA of Carica papaya (papaya), 2253 nucleotides long. RefSeq names its product putative indole-3-acetic acid-amido synthetase GH3.1. Lineage: Eukaryota; Viridiplantae; Streptophyta; Magnoliopsida; Brassicales; Caricaceae. Gene Ontology annotation, molecular function: acid-amino acid ligase activity. The record is from RefSeq and is a predicted model, not a curated record. Gene Ontology annotation, cellular component: cytoplasm.
CUCGUAUUUCUCAAAAUCUUGACAGUCAACUGAUUUCUGAUCAAUCAACCAUGGCCGUAGAUUCAGCUCUCUCUUCCCCACUCGGCCCACCGGCAUGCGAGAGAGACGCCAAAGCUCUCCAGUUCAUUGACGAGAUGACCAGGAACACUGAUGCCGUCCAGGAGAGGGUUUUGUGUGAGAUACUUAGUCGAAAUUCGGAGACGGAGUAUCUUAGACGAUUCCACCUCAACGGAGCCACAGAUCGGGACACGUUCAAAUCCAAGGUUCCUGUUGUUACCUACGAGGAUCUGCAGCCGGAUAUCCAGCGUAUCGCUAAUGGCGAUCGCUCUGCUAUUUUCUCUUCUUACCCGAUUUCCGAGUUCCUCACAAGCUCUGGGACAUCAGCUGGAGAAAGAAAACUGAUGCCGACAAUCCACGAAGAAUUAGACCGUCGGUGUUUACUGUACAGUCUGCUCAUGCCCGUAAUGAACCUGUACGUUCCAGGUUUAGACCAAGGAAAGGGACUGUACUUUCUGUUCGUGAAGGCCGAGACGAGGACGCCAGGGGGCCUCCUUGCACGACCAGUCCUCACAAGUUACUACAAGAGCGAGCACUUCAAGGCAAGACCUUAUGAUCCUUACAAUGUCUACACAAGCCCCAACGAGGCCAUUCUCUGCGCCGACUCCUUCCAGAGCAUGUACACACAGAUGCUCUGUGGCCUCCUCAUGCGCCAGGAGGUCCUCCGAGUCGGCGCCGUCUUCGCCUCCGGUCUACUCAGAGCCAUCCACUUCCUGCAACAAAACUGGAAAGACCUCGCUCACGAUAUCUCCACCGGAACACUAAGCUCUAAGAUCACAGACCCUUCCAUCAAAGAAUGCAUGAGCAAAAUCUUGAAGCCGAAGCCAGAGCUCGCUGAGUUCAUUGCCAAGGAGUGUUCGGAGGAGAACUGGGAAGGGAUUAUCACUAGAGUUUGGCCCAACACCAAGUAUCUUGACGUCAUAGUCACCGGCGCCAUGGCUCAAUACAUUCCCACCCUUGAAUAUUACAGUGGCGAUCUGCCGAUGACCUGCACCAUGUACGCUUCAUCUGAGUGUUACUUUGGGCUUAAUCUUAAACCCAUGUGCAAACCCUCUGAAGUCUCCUAUACCAUCAUGCCAAACAUGGGCUACUUCGAAUUCCUUCCACAUGACCCAUCUUCUCCUUCGCCGCUCUCCCGUGACUCGCCUCCACGCCUUAUCGACCUCGCCGACGUCGAGGUCGGAAAGAUGUACGAGCUCGUCAUCACUACUUACGCAGGACUAUGUCGGUACCAUGUUGGUGACAUCCUCCAAGUAACAAGCUUCCACAACUCGGCUCCGCAGUUCAGAUUCAUCAGGAGAAAGAACGUCUUGCUGAGCAUUGACUCGGACAAAACCGACGAGGCUGAGUUACAAAAAGGAAUCGAAAACGCUUCAUCUCUUCUCGAGAAGUACAACACCACGGUGGUCGAGUACACCAGCUAUGCAGACACCAAGACAAUCCCUGGACAUUACGUGAUAUACUGGGAAUUACUAGCCAAAGACCCGGCUAAUUUUCCAACUCAUGAGGUGCUGAACCAAUGCUGCCUAGCCAUGGAAGAGUCACUAAACUCAGUAUAUCGACAAGGCCGAGUCGCGGACAACUCGAUUGGUCCGCUGGAGAUACGAGUAGUAAAGAGCGGCACGUUUGAGGAUCUAAUGGAUUACGCCAUCUCAAGAGGCGCGUCCAUUAACCAGUACAAAGUCCCAAGGUGCGUAAGCUUCACUCCCAUAAUGGAACUCCUUGACUCGAGAAUGGUGUCAAACCAUUUCAGCCCCGCUCUGCCGUUCUGGACCCCAGAACGACGCCGUUAAUUGCAUUAACACGGCCGGACAUAAAGGAUAAUAAAAAGAAGAAAGAAAAGAAAGAUCCUGAUAUUGGCAGAAACCAACCCAGAAAACAAAAGCAAGUUGGAAAGAAGAAGAAGAAGACGACGACGACAGAGAUGUGUUAAUAUCAACUAGGGUUUGUCGAAUGAGAAUUUUAGCUUUUAAAAGUGUCUGUUCUUUAUUAGUUAGUUGUCCUUUGAAAAACAUUUGCAGCGACUCUGCUCGGUUUGUGUAAUAAGUUGAUAGUAUAAUUAGCUUUAUUGAUGUUUGCUUGUUAACGGUGUCUCGCUCUGUAACUCAGCUUUUCAGAAAGCUGAGUUUAGAGAAGGAAAGGAAAAAGAGGUGUUGAAAAAGAGUGUGCAAUCUCUGAGACGUCUUCCGUGUAAUU